This is a messenger RNA of Brassica napus (rape), 3384 nucleotides long. RefSeq lists its product as uncharacterized. NCBI's taxonomy places the organism in Eukaryota, Viridiplantae, Streptophyta, Magnoliopsida, Brassicales, Brassicaceae. The transcript has 6 exons. The record is from RefSeq and is a predicted model, not a curated record. Bases 1387 to 2430 code for a protein of 347 amino acids.
GUGCAAGCGAGUAACACAUAUGAGUUUCCGAUGUGGAUGUUGGAUUUUGUACAAGGUCCGCAACGUAAGUAUAAAUCUUGGCCGAUUUACCAUUCACGUGGCUACUGCUUCCACACACAUAGCCAUGGACAAGAUAAGAAAACCCAACAUUACGGUGUCCAAGUUCGUGGAACCACAGAUACUGACUAUUACGGUUUGAUCGAGGAGAUAAUGAUGGUUGAGUAUUUUGGUUCUGUUGGACUGAAGGCCAUGGUUUUUAAAUGUAAGUGGUUUGAUACAACUGAAGGUCGGGGAAUUCGAAAACAUAAUUCAGGAAUCGUUGAUGUGUCUCCGCGCUGGCAGUAUGAGAAAUAUGAUCCAUUUAUCUUAUCUGGUAAUUGUGAUCAAGUUUGUUUUAUUCCUUAUCCGCGGGUACGACACACAUCAGCCAACGAUUGGUGGGCAUGUACAAAAGUUAUGCCUAGAGGGGUUCGAGAAACGUCUGAGGAUGCUCUUGUUGCGUUACAAGAUGAUACACACAACCAAGUUGUUGCACGGAGCGUGAUGGUGCGCAUUGAGACGUAUGUUGUCGAAGAUGAUUCAGAUUAUGAAUCCACGCCAAUUGUUCCUGCUAAUGACGAAUACGUUUCAGAAGAUGAAUUAGACGAGGCUUGUACUGAUUCGGAUUCUGAAUCUGAUUCAAGUUCUUAGUAAGUUUGUUGUUUAUGAAGUUUUUAAAAAUUGUAAUAUAAAUAAGUAAUCACUUGGUAAUUUGUAGUUUAUGAAGUUUAAAAUUUUUGUAAUAUAAAUAAGUAAUUUAUGAAGUUUUAAAAUUUAUGAAGUUUUAAAUUUAUGAAGUUUUUAAAUUUGUAAUAUAUAAUAAAUUUUUAAUUUAUCAAGUUUAAAAUUUGGAAAUAUGAAAUAACUAGAUUUCUUAGUUUUAAAAUGUUAAUAUAUUCUUAAUUUCUAAUUAAUAGGUUUGAGAUUUCAUAAAAAAAAAUUCUAAAACCUUACUAAACCCUAAACCCUAUCUAUACCCUAAAUCUAUUUCCCACCACAUAAUAAACCCAAAAAUUUUCCCUCCUAAACCCAAAACACAUUUCCCUCCUAAACCCAAAACCCAAAACCCAUUUCCCUCUAAACAAAAGCCUAAUUUCUAUACUUAAGGAAUUUUUUCCCCUCCACAAUUUUAUCACGUGUCUCUCUCUCUCACGGAGUCUCUCCUUCUGAAACUCUCUCAAACCCUUCGCCGCCUCUCUCAUUCUCUCUCGACCCUCUCUCACAGAUUCCUCUCCCUCUCUCUCUCUCACGGAGUGUCUCUCCUUCUGAAACGCUCUCAAACCCUUCGCCGCCUCUCUCAUUCUCUCUCGACCCUCUCUCACAGAUUCCUCUCCCUCUCUCUCAACGAUGGCUCCUUCGACCGGAAUCCCAAACGAAUCCCGUCGUUGCCCGUGCUCUACCGGAUUACAGCUCCCAGAUAUGCGGCAAGGGAGACCUCAGUUGACCUUAUCGGAGCCUUCUGCCAUGGCCCCAUAUUUUUCUCCUCCCAUGUCUGUACCUCCUGGAGCUGUUCCUCACGCAUCUGCUGGCUCUUCAAGUGCAGCGCCUGCGGCUCCUGCCCCUUAUGUCAGGAGAAGAGAAGAUGCUCUGCUACGUGCGCCAUCUAGACGUAACCAGCCACACCUCCAUCCUGACAAGAUCAAUGGAGCAUUGUGGUUUGGUAUUGAUCCUGAAGUCCAUGCUUUUAUCCGAGCAACAUGGCAGGGAAACUAUUGGGGGUCGUGGGCAAGCUGGAACUUCGUUCCACCUGAGAAGAAGGAUCAGUGGUGGCAUGCGUUCAUUCAACACUACUACUGGGAGGACCAAUUCCAUGAUGAAAUCUACUUGAAAUGGAAGAAACAAACUCAGGUUACCGUCUGUGGCCGCAUCAGCCAGAAAAGGAGAGAUAACCGGCAACCUUCCUACAUGCCAGACGCUCACUGGGCAACAAUGGUUGAGAAGUACAGCACUGAGCAAGCGAAAAAGAAGAGUGCAAAAGCUGCAAAAUCUCGUAAGUCUGCUCCAGUUGGGAAGAAGAUGCACAAGCACGGUGCAGGCCCACGCUGUUUCCUUAACAUUCAGUAUAAUAUGAUGGUUGAUGAAGGUUUGGAUGAACCACCUUCAUACACAGCCCUUGCGAGGAAGACUCACACGGGUAAAGACGGCUCCUUCUUAGACGAACGUACAGAGGAACUGGUGCUGGAGGUUGAGGAAGCCGUUGAAGAGAUGUUACAAGAUGGAUCUCCACAUGGCGACAGUCAAACCGACUCCACUGCUGCUUCAAAUGCAAAGCGCUACCUUCUCAACCAAGAAUACAUCAAGAGAGGAAAGACAAAGAAGGGCACAAUCUACGGCCUUGGCAGUGCUCAGUACAAGAACAGCAGUCCUUCUGUGCCAAAAGCGCAACCUUGACGUGGAUAUGCGCAUGUCUGGCUUCAAGACCACCAUUUCUGAAGUCAAGGAAGACAUUGCUGGAGUCAAGGAAGAUUUCACUGCUUUGAAGACAGAGAUCAAUGCUUUCAAGACUGAAGUCACAGGGGGGAUGUCUGCAAGCCAAGCAACUCUCAACAUUAUUAUGCAAACUCUCCAAUCUCAAGCUUCCACUUCUGCCUCAACUGCAUAACCAUUUCAGCCUCAAGCUCAGCCACAACAUCAAGGUCAGCCCCAAGCUCCAGUUCAAUCUCAUCAUCAGCCACAACCUCAAGCUCAGUCUACGGCUCCACCACAACAUCUCUCGACCAAUACCCAUUCUGAUUUAGAUAGGUGGUGCCAAGAACUUGAUAUGUAAGGUUUGAUCAGUUCAUGUAUUAAGCUACAAUAUUUUGUGUACUUUGGUUCAAAUUCAUGGAUCUUUUGAAUGUUUGACUUCAACUCUUAUGUAAUAUAUUUCGGUUUCAAUGAUAUUAUGACUUUCUAUUCGCAUAUAGCAUUUUAUAUAAAUUUUAAAUUUGUUUUUUAUAAUUGAUUUUAAUUUUUUUUUAUAAUUGGUUAAACUAGCCACGAAAUGUUUCGUCAGUAAAACGUAGCAUAUGUUACGAAAGAAACCGUGGCAAAACCGUGCCUGUUGCUACAUUAUAUUUCGUAUCAAAUCGUAGCAAGUUACUGAAAUCGUGGCAAGCGUUGCCACGAAAACUUUCGUAACAAAACGUGGCACUUUGCUACGAUUUUUGAUACGCGCUCUUUUUGCUACGCUCGUAUACGUACGUUUUACGUUUCAUAGCAUUUCGUGGUUUCUGCUCCGUAUAGCCACGAAAUCUUGGUCAUAGCCACGAAAAUUAACGUGGCUGUAGCGAUGUUUUUUACUAGUGACAGUUUAUAAAGAAAAAAAAACACGGAAGUGAAAACACACACAAAAGUAUAGAUAAA